ACCCCAUCUGUUGCCAAGGUCCACAUUAUCCCCACUUUAGAGGUGAAAAAACUGAGUCACAGAAUCACCUAAGUGGCUGAGUUGGAAACGCAGGUCUGAGGCCAGCCACACACCGUGUAGAGAGAAGAAAAUUUGCCUGGACUGCAGCCAGUGGAGGGGGGUGCUCACGCCAUGGCAGUGGCCUGGACAGAAGGAGGAUGCCUGUCAGGGAGGGUCCUCUCAGACGCUGCCCCAAAGCCAGCACUGAAUAGCAGUGCCCAACACAAGCCACCUCCAAGUCCCCACACCCAGCGGGGACCAGAGCCUGGUGUGCCUGCAAAGGCCAGUGACUGGGGGAACAGCCUGGGAUUCCCCCGGGCCAGACAGUGAGGGCUGCACGUGUGUGCACGUGUGCAUGCAAUGGUGCAGGUGCAGGCCCUGUGCAUGCGUGUAGCGUGUGUGCUGUGCCAUGUGUGCGUGCCCCACAGGGCAGUGGAGACAGGCAAGGACUGGAUCCCUAGACCACGUCCCAUAAAUGUCUGCCGGGCCCCACCGCCAUACCCCAAGGCCAUCGCUAGCCUCCCCCAGCUCCUCUGGGUGCCUGCAGCCUGGUGUCAGUGAGGCCCCCAGCCCCAGACUGGGGGAGACGGGUCCUCAGGCACCCAGAGGCUAAGCGGGAGCUGCUGGCCUGGCCCCCAGGCCCCCGGCACACCCUGGGGCUGACCUGGCUGCAGCAGCCCGCUUGGUUACAGCAUUUCCUCCCUCGCUUGCAUGCCGCUCCUCGGGCCCAGCUGUGAGCCUGGCCCGUGCAGGCAGGGCCCAGGCCGGUGUGAGCACGGCCAGCCACGGGGCCCCGCAGCUUCUAGGCCUUAGACCCUCAAGGUGCACUGUCCCCAGGCAGGCCGAGAGCCCACGGCCUCCCCCUCGGGACCCUCCCCACCCUAGCCACGGGGUGGGAGUGGGCCAUCCGGCCAUCCACUGUCCUCCUGGCUGGCCUGCAGGGCUGUGGGACGCACCCCCCCAGGCUGCCCCUGGGCCUGCCAAGGGAGCCACCCCUGCAGUCUCCCACCCCGACUGCCGACAGUGCCUCCCCAGGGCUGGAGGGAGUGUUUCUGUGCCCACUCCCUGGGGCAUUGGCACCUCCAAGCCUGUCUCACAGGCAGCCGGAGAAUCCAGGCCCCUCUGGCAGACGGGUACAGGGUGACCCCUCUCCAGGAAUAGGUGGGUGCCAGGGGCUUGGGCACAGGCAGGUAGCAAGGUCACAGUCAGCGGCUGCCCAAAGCCUGCCUGCCCGGGUCACUGUCAGCCAGAGAGCCUAGUGGUGGCAUCAGGAUGAAUCCAAUGUGAGCACACCUGUGGGGCCCAGGAGAUGGAGGACAUCUCCAGGGCCCCGAGCUGGCAGGUGAGGACAGGCAAGCGCUUUGCUAAACAAAUCCUCUGCCCCUCCACGCCCCGACUCCCCAUAUCUGGCGCCCCGGUCAGUCUGCCCACUUGCCGUCCCUGCUGGAAGCUGCCACCUGCCAUGCCAGGCCUGGCUCUCCUGGGCCUCGCGGCUGUCCUGGGCGUCAGGGCAGGGGCCCCGCUGUGCCUGUCCCGGCAGCUCAGCUGGCCAGGGGACUACGUGCUGGGGGGCUCUGCCCCCCUGGGCUCAGCUGAGGAGCUCUCGUCCCCUGGGCUGCUCUGGGCGCUGGCCACGACGAUGGCCAUGGAGGAGGUCAACAGCGGGUCCACCCUGAUCCCGGGGCUGCGCCUGGGCUACAACUUCUUCAACACGUGCUGGGAGCCUGUGGUCGCCGCGAAGCCCAGCUUGGUGUUCAUGGCCAAGGCCGGCAGCUGCAGCGUCGCCGCCUACUGCGAUUAUAUGCAGUACCAGCCCCACGUGCUGGCCGUCAUCGGGCCCCACCCCUUCGAGGUCGCCCUGGUCACCAGCUUCUUCCUCAUGCCGCACGUCAGCUACGGCGCCAGCACAGACUGGCUGAGCAGCCGCGAGACGUUCCCGUCCUUCCUCCACACGGUGCCCAGCGACCGCGUGCAGGUGGCGGCCGUGGUGGAGCUGCUGCGGGAGCUGCACUGGAGCUGGGUGGCCGCCGUGGGCAGCGAAGACGAGUACAGCUGGCAGGGCCUGUGCCUCUUCUCUGGCCUGGACGACGCCAAGGGCACUUGAAUCGCGCGCGAGGGCUGGGUGCCGCUGCCCAGAGCCGGCAGCCCGCGGCUGGGCUCCGUGCAGGGCCUGCCACGCCGGGUGAACCAGAGCAGCGUGCAGGUGGAGGUGUUCUCCUCUGCCCGCACUGCCCGCACCGUCUUCAGCUACAGCAUCCGCUACAGGCUCUCGCCCAAGAUGUGGGUGGCCAGCGAGGCCUGGCUGCCCUCAAACCUGGUCAUGACGCUGCCCAGCAUGGACCGGGUGGGUACCGUGCUCGGCGUCCCGCGUCAGGGCGCCCAGAUGCCCGAGUUCCCGUCCUACGUGCAGACGUGCCUGGCCCUGGCCGCGGACCCCGCCUACUGCGCCUCGCUGGACGCAGGGCAGCCAGGCCUGGAGGAGCACGUGGUGGGGCCGUGCUGCCCUCAGUGUGACUGCAUCACCCUGGAGAACGUGACUGACGGGCUGCUGCACCGCCAGACCUGCGCCUUCGCAGCUGUGUACGGCGUGGCCCAGGCGCUCCACAACACGCUGCUCUGCGACACCUCGGGCUGCCCUGUGCGGGAGCCCGUGCGGCCCUGGCAGCACCCGGAGAACACGCACAACCUGAGCCUGCGGUUUGACACCAACGGGAACGUGGACGUGAAUCAUGACCAGAAGCUGUGGGUACGGUGGGACCGGACGCCCACACUGCGUACCGUGGGCACCUUCAAUGGCAGCCUGCAGCUCUGGCACUCCCAGGUGAGGUGGCACACGCAGGGAAACCAGCCCGUGCCCCAGUGCUCACGGCAGUGCAAGGAGGGCCAGGUGCACCGCGUUAAGGGCUUCCACUCCUGCUGUUACGACGGUACCGACUGCAAAGCAGGCAGCUACCAGCGCAACCCAGGUGAGCCCUCCGAGAGCCGUGGCAGGGGCGAGGCUGGGGGAAGCCGACGGCCCCCAGCACCCCCCUCUCCUCCCCCUGCCCUCUGCAGCAAGUGUGACCAGGACCACAGGUCCCCGGACUGGAGCACCGGUGCCUCCCCCGCCGGCCCAAGUUCCUGGGGUGCUUCUGCUCUGGCCCUGGCUCUGGGCCUGGUGCUGGCAGCCCUGGGACUCUUCAUCUGGCGCCGGCACAGCCCAUGGUUCGGGCCUCGGGUGGGGGCCACAGGCCUGCUCUGCCUGGGCCUCGUCUGCCUCAGCGUCCUCCUGUUUCCCGGCCGGCCCAGCCCUGCCAGCUGCCUGGCCCAGCCGCCGCUGCACCACCUCCUGCUCACCAGCUGCUGGAGCACACCCUUCCUGCAGGCGGCUGAGAUCUUCGUGGGGUCAGAGCUGCAGCCGAGCUGGGCAGACCGGCUCUGCAGCCGCCUGUGGGGUGCUGGCUGGUACUUCCCGCCGGAGGUGCCGACAGGCUGGCAAGUGCUGCCCACGGAGGCGCUGGUGCACUGCCACGUGCGCUCCUGGGUCAGCUUCGGCCUGGUGAACGCCACGCUGGCUUUCCUCUGCUUCCUGGGCACCUUCCCGGUAAAGAGCUGGCCCGGGGGCUACAACGGUGCCCGCGGCCUGACCUCUGCCAUGCUGGCCUACUUCAUCACCUGGGUCUCCUUCGUCCCCUUUGCCGACGUGCACACGGUCUCCCAGCCUGCCGUGCAGGUGGGCGCCAUCCUCUUCUGUGUGCUGGGCAUCCUGGGCACCUCCCACCUGCCUAAGUGCUACCUGCUGCUGUGGCGGCCGGACCUCAACACCCCUGAGUUCUUCCUGGGAGGGGGCCCUGGCGAUGCCAGAGGGCGAGGCAGCAGUGGGGGCGGGGAGGAGACUCAGGGAGAAAACAAGCGACCCCUGACCCAGUGACCUCACCCCAGUGAACUCAUACCUAAUCAAGGUGCCCCCAGACCAAGUCCCUAUGCAGCAACCUAGACUGUGCCCCAACUCCGCUGUGACUCCCCAGCCCUACAUUCUGCUGACCUUGACCCCACAGUGACCUCCAGAGUGCAUAAGGGGCCUCAGCUCCGUGGGAUCUCAACCCCUGGGGCCCCAGAGGCAGGCUCUGUCCCUGCCCCAGCCAAGCCCUGGCCUGCACAGGUGACCCAGUGCCACUGUUCCAGACAGAGGCCCAUGGAGGCCUCCUCGGGGCCCCCCGUAGCCCAGGCUGAGCGCACAGGAAAGCCCCCAGCCAAACCAUGUGAAGGCAAAGCUGGAUAGCACUUGCCUGGCUGGGCCCAGCCUGGGCCCCACCCCCCCAGCAUCCUGUCCAAGCAUCGUAGGAGUGGGAGGUUGGCGGGUGGGUGGGGCUUUCUUGACCCCUCUGCAGGGGUGUGUGCCUGACUGUGGGCCCCACUGCAGGGCAGAGACCCGCUCAGGAAGGAGGGGGCACCCAGCUUCCUUCUCUCCCUGGCCAGCGAGCCAGUAGAAUGUGGCCAGUCCCCUCCAGCACCGCGGACAGAGCCCGGCCAGGGUCGGGGGUCAGAACCAAGGCCAGCACCAGCCGCAAGGACGACCCACCCCACCCCACCCUCCACCCCCCGCACCCCCCACCGGAGCCAGGAGCCAGCGCCACAGACAGAAGACCGCCCGCCAGGACUGCUGCGGCCAGGGCCUUGUCGCUGGGUCCUGGGUCCUGGGUCAGCUCUCGGACGGACCCUGGGGAAGCUGACCCGGCCCCUGCACCCCAAUCUCCUAAAGUGGUUAAAAAGAGACACAGAUCACACGUCGGUCCCAUAAAAUUAAAUGCUUUUUAGUGUUUAAAAUAGCAUUUACACAGAAGCAGCUCUAUUAACUACCUGGACGACGCUCCAGCUCCGCACAGUAUCUACAGUGCAGACGUGUGCAGGCCAGCGACGCUGGACGGAGGGAGCAGCGUGCGUGCGUGCGUGCGUGCGUGCGUGCGUGGGCGGCCACCCCAGGACCGCGGGGAGGGGCGAACUGGCCACGCCCUCUGCCCCAGACCCCGCCCCGGCAGCAGCUGUGUGCAUCUGUGGCCCUUGCCCUCAGUGUCACCUUCCCUCUCCUGCCAUCUCCCCCUCACCGUCCUCCCGCACACCUUCAGACACACCGUGUGUCCCUGCGGGGUGGGGGUGAACACAUGAAACUCUGCUCCAGUGGCUGGGAGUGGGGGGACAGCUGACUUGGCCGCCACCCCGUGGAGCACACAGGCCAGGCAAUAAAUAAAUAAAUUAGAUCCCUACCCUGGGCAGCCAGAGAGAGGCCUCGGGGCUAGGACCCUACCCCCGAGAGGGCCCCCCACCCCGGCCUGGGCAGGAUGGGGGGUGGGGCCUGUGAACCGGGUGAAGAGGGGGGCCCAGGCCUAGCGGCCACCUCUCAGCUCAACCUGAGGCCCCGUGCACAGCACUGUGGGCG
Globicephala melas (long-finned pilot whale) is the source of this 5455-nucleotide messenger RNA. It is a transcript of the gene TAS1R3, whose product is annotated as taste 1 receptor member 3. Lineage: Eukaryota; Metazoa; Chordata; Mammalia; Artiodactyla; Delphinidae. The record is from RefSeq and is a predicted model, not a curated record. Gene Ontology annotation, molecular function: sweet taste receptor activity; G protein-coupled receptor activity. Gene Ontology annotation, biological process: sensory perception of umami taste; G protein-coupled receptor signaling pathway; sensory perception of sweet taste. Gene Ontology annotation, cellular component: plasma membrane.